AUGGACGAGGGUCGAGGACCAGACGACCGGGUGAGUUUCAGCACCAGGACGAACUGCGACAUCGGGAAGCUGUCAUUCCACGUGAUCGUGUUGGUGACACUGGCGGCACCACUGUUCCUGGUGUGGAGCGCGUGGCGCCUGCUCACGGGCCUGCUGGCACUGCCACACCACGUGUACCAGGUGGGAGACGACAUGGUCUUCCACUUCUGCCAGAGGCUCAUGAUCGUGCUCAUGGAGGGUGUUGUCGGCGUCAAGGUCUUGUUCCACGGAGAUAUCGGGGACAUUGUGCAGAAGAAAGAGCGGGCUUUCUACAUCGUCAACCAUCAAAGUUCAUUCGACUGGAUUGCCGUGAGCCUGCUGGCUGAACGGGCAGGAUGCACGGGUAACCUGCGCUUCAUAGUCAAGAAGACCAUACAGUCGGUUCCACUGCUCGGCUUCUACUUCCACCAGCAUGGCUGUAUCUACAUCAACAGGCAGCAGCUAAACUACUUCAAGAUGAAGCAAGGUCUCUACUACCUCCAGAAUAAAUCCAUACAGUCAAGCGUGGUGCUCUUUCCGGAAGGCAACCGGUUCAUUCCCGGCAAAAUGGACGUCAUCAAAAAAAGCACGGAGUUUGCUGUUAGCCAAGGUCUGCCGGUACCCCGACACCAACUGAUGCCCCGUGCGCGGGGUUUCGUGCUCACCGUCGACGAGAUGCGCCACAACCUGGACGCCGUGUACUGCGUCACCAUCAUCUACGGCGGCACCAAGAUGCCCCACGGGGGCCGCAGGGCCGCGCCCAACAUUUGCGACAUGUUCACCGGCAAGUGUGGUGCGGUGCACAUGCACAUCAAACGGACGCCCAUCGAUCAGCUUCCCAGCGAUGACAACGGACUCAAAAAGUUCCUCUUCGAUGCCUUCUACGAGAAAGACAAGUGA
Messenger RNA from Rhipicephalus microplus (southern cattle tick), 918 nucleotides. Its product is annotated as 1-acyl-sn-glycerol-3-phosphate acyltransferase epsilon-like. Gene Ontology annotation, molecular function: acyltransferase activity. The record is from RefSeq and is a predicted model, not a curated record. Lineage: Eukaryota; Metazoa; Arthropoda; Arachnida; Ixodida; Ixodidae. Gene Ontology annotation, cellular component: mitochondrion; endomembrane system; endoplasmic reticulum. Gene Ontology annotation, biological process: phosphatidylinositol acyl-chain remodeling.